AUGGCCUGGACCCCUCUCCUCCUCAGCCUCCUGGCUCUCUGCACAGCCUCUGUGGCCUCCUACGAGCUGACGCAGCCGCCCUCGGUGUACGUGAACCCCGGACAGACGGCCAGGCUCACGUGUGGGGGAGACAACAUUGGAAAUAAGUACUCAUACUGGUACCAGCAGAAGCCCGGCCAGGCCCCCGUGCUGGUCAUCUAUAAAGAUAGCAAACGGCCCUCAGGGAUCCCUGACCGGUUCUCAGGCACCAACUCGGGGAACACGGCCACCCUGACCAUCAGCGGGGCCCAGGCCCAGGACGAGGCCAACUAUUACUGUCAGGUGUGGGACGGCAGUGCUGAUGCUCACAGUGACACAGGCGGGUGGGGAAGUGGGACAGAAACCUGCCCGCCGGGCCUGGUGCUCUCGCUCACCCGCUGUCUGAGCAGCUGA
Pipistrellus nathusii (Nathusius's pipistrelle) is the source of this 432-nucleotide messenger RNA. NCBI's taxonomy places the organism in Eukaryota, Metazoa, Chordata, Mammalia, Chiroptera, Vespertilionidae. The record is from the annotation of a GenBank genome assembly.